CUUCAAAAAUCCUUCUAAACUUUUUAAAUGUUCAGAGCUAAAAACCCUAAAUCCUCAAUUCAUCAAAGCUUCGUUUUUUAUCUUCUUCGCCGUAUUGGUUCGAGAGAAACUAGUCUUGAUUUGGCUCGUACCUACCAAUCAGGACCUGCUUCGAGCCCUAGCUUAUCGAUAUGGAGACGGAAGAAGGAAAUGACCAAAGAAGGCUUAAUCGCUGCCAAAGAGCUCAAGCGUCUGCAAACCAAAUUGGUCCGACUCGAUCGAUUCAUCUCUUCUCAUGUCGCUCGUCUCCUUAGAUCCGAUCUCGUUUCUGUUCUUGCUGAGUUUCAGAGACAAAACCAAGUUUUCCUCUGUAUGAAGCUCUAUGAAGUUGUGAGAAGAGAGAUAUGGUAUAGACCCGAUAUGUUUUUUUACAGAGACAUGCUCAUGAUGCUUGCAAGAAACAAGAAAGUGGAUGAAACCAAGAAAGUAUGGGAAGAUUUAAAGAAAGAAGGGGUUUUGUUCGACCAGCAUACAUUUGGAGACCUUGUUCGAGCGUUUUUGGACAACGAGCUUCCGUUGGAAGCGAUGAGAUUGUAUGGAGAGAUGAGAGAUUCUCCUGAUCGGCCUCUGUCUUUGCCUUUUCGUGUUAUGUUGAAAGGACUCGUUCCUUAUCCUGAGUUGAGAGAGAAGGUGAAAGAUGAUUUCUUGGAGCUUUUCCCUGGAAUGGUUGUGUAUGAUCCUCCUGAGGAUAUAUGCGAAGAUAGUGAUGAUGAAGCAAGGACAGAAAGUGAUCUUGAAUAGAGAGAGAAUUAUAGAUAUUGAUAAUUCUAUAUGUAGUGUUCUUGUUUCAGGUUAGAUCAAGUGGCAAAGAAAAGUUUGUGUCUAUGCAAAGACUGAAACAAGUCUUGUCUUUAAAUGGGAAAAAUUAUGGCUAUUGAAAACCGAAGAUGAUGUGGGGACAAUUGAAGAAGCUCAUAAGCGUAGACAUCUGUAAAAGACCUCUCUCUCGGUAAUGCUGAAUGCUGUUGUUGUAUUGAGUCGGUUCAAGAUAUAAUUCAUGUGUUUGUCAAGAUGCUGCCGAAAGCGUUUUAAAGGAUAUAUAACUUUUAGAACAUUAUAAGUUUGGGCCGACAAUUUCUUGUUGGGACAUUCAUGGUUUGGGCCAGAACAGGUCUUUGGGAAUUGGGAGUACUAGCUUUCUCUCA
Molecule: messenger RNA, 1184 nt
Organism: Camelina sativa (false flax)
Lineage: Eukaryota; Viridiplantae; Streptophyta; Magnoliopsida; Brassicales; Brassicaceae
Product: pentatricopeptide repeat-containing protein At1g62350
Molecular function (GO): protein binding
Source: RefSeq, a predicted model, not a curated record